AUGCGUUCUGCGGCCAAAUUUUUCUAUCUGGCUGUAUUUGCCCUCUCUGCGCGCAUCAACGCUGAGAGCCAUGAGGGCAAAGCCGGCCUACAGUAUGGCCAUGACAAAUGCGCGCUUGACCCUACCGCUAUGGUGUCCGACGCUUGUGUUUCCUAUACGACUCUCGAUGCGUUAAAUGAUCAAGUCUACCCUCUCCUUCAGUCUAUCACCCAAGAAACCGACUUCUUCUCAUAUUACCGUCUCAACCUCUUCAACAAGGUCUGUCCAUUCUGGUCGGACGCCAACAGCAUGUGUGGAAACAUCGCAUGCUCAGUUAAUACAAUCGAAUCGGAGGAAGACAUCCCCUUAACAUGGCGGGCAGAGGAGCUGAGUAAACUCGAGGGACCCAAGGCUGGUCAUCCAGGUCGAAGGCAGCAAAAAGAGCGACCCAGUGAUCGUCCGCUCCAAGGGAUGCUGGGUGAAAACGUGGGAGAAAGUUGUGUCGUCGAGUACGAUGAUGAAUGCGACGAGCGAGACUACUGCGUCCCCGAAGAUGAGGGCGCCAGCAGCAAAGGAGACUACGUCAGUUUAGUGGACAACCCCGAGCGAUUUACUGGCUAUGCUGGUAUGGGCGCCCACCAGGUCUGGGAUGCGAUCUAUCGCGAAAACUGUUUCCUCAAGCCAACCUCCCAGCUGGAGCUGUCGCCCAAUCCCCAACUGGGCAAUCUUGAAGCCAUGAACGACUUCCGCAGUGUGCUACAACAGGAAUUGAAGCGCCCGGAUCGUCUUCCCCUAGACAAUGAGUGCCUUGAGAAGCGGGUCUUCCAUCGCCUCAUCAGUGGAAUGCAUGCCUCCAUCUCGACGCAUCUCUGCUGGGACUACCUCAACCAGACGACUGGGCAGUGGCACCCCAACCUGCAAUGUUUCAAGGAGCGCUUGCACGACCAUCCCGAGCGCAUCUCCAACCUGUACUUCAACUACGCUCUGGUGUCCCGGGCUGUGGCAAAGCUGCAGAAGCACCUGAAGAGCUACAACUACUGUACCAGCGACCCCGAACAAGAUACUCAAACUCGGGAGAAGGUGUCGAGGUUGACUGCCACCCUUGCCGAGCGGCCUCAGAUCUUCGAUGAGAACAUCAUGUUCCAGGACCCAAGCGCCCUUGGUCUGAAGGAAGAUUUCCGCAAUCGCUUCCGCAAUGUUAGCCGGCUGAUGGACUGUGUCGGGUGCGACAAGUGCCGUCUCUGGGGCAAGCUUCAGGUCAACGGAUACGGAACCGCUUUGAAGGUGCUCUUUGAAUAUGACGAGACCAAGAACGGCGAGAACCCCUUGCUGCGCCGGACCGAACUGGUGGCGCUGAUCAACACCCUUGGUCGCAUCUCCCACAGUGUCGCCGCAGUCCGGAGCUUCCACCGUGCCAUGGAGGUCGGAGACGGCGAGGUGUUCUCGAUCCCCGCCAGCAUUGCGUCGAAGGACCGUGGCGACAAGAAAACCCGACGCCUGCUCAAGGACGGUGGCUCGACGUUCUACUACGAGAACGACGAUGAGGACUUUGUGUAUAUCUCCGAGAAGCUUCCUUGGGAACGGGUUCGCGAACGCCGCGAUACCGACACCCUCUGGGACGAUAUCAAGGCCGAAUUCUCCAUUGUCUGGGAUACAUAUGUCUAUGUGCUGAAGAGCUGGGUCAACGUUCCGAAGACACUGGUUGAGAUUAUCGUGAUCGAGAUCGCCCGUGUGUGGAAUUAUUGGCUGGGACUUCCGGUGCCGCCACGCGCAUGGAAGGUCCGUACUCCUCGAGCGGCCAUGCCACCGCGCGAUGAGUUGUAG
Molecule: messenger RNA, 1803 nt
Organism: Aspergillus aculeatus ATCC 16872
Lineage: Eukaryota; Fungi; Ascomycota; Eurotiomycetes; Eurotiales; Aspergillaceae
Product: ER oxidoreductin
Exons: 3
Coding region: 1-1803 (600 amino acids)
Biological process (GO): protein folding in endoplasmic reticulum
Cellular component (GO): endoplasmic reticulum membrane; endoplasmic reticulum
Molecular function (GO): FAD binding; protein-disulfide reductase activity; thiol oxidase activity
Source: RefSeq, a predicted model, not a curated record